GGGCUGUUACCAUCAAAACAAGUUGGUAUUGUUUGAAGAGAACUGCAACCAACUGUCAGUUCAGACCGAAUCAAGAACCAAGCUCUGCUGAAACAUGAAACUUUUUUCUGGGUUUUUGUAACAUCUUCAGACUGAGAAUGGCUCCUCAAACAGCUGAGAGGGUUUGUGGCAGUUAUGGCAGCUUUGGAAGUCCCUUCAAAAAGACCAAGGAAACCACCAGUAGUUCACAGCCCUUUACUAAACCACAGAUGAAGUUGAUGGAAUGUGUCAAGAGAAAAGUUCUCAUGUUUUUGGGAUACCAGGAGAAAGAAGAUUUAACAUUCGAUGAAUCUAAACUUAUCAUCAGAGGUCUAUCAGAUGAACUUAACAAGAUUCUUCAGAUCAGAGACUCAUCACUGCUGACCAGAGCCUGUGAAGAUGGAUCUAGUAUGGAGGAGAGACAAGACUGGAUCCUGCACUGGGCUGACGAAGUAAAGCACUCACUGUUGCCAGAACAGAUGAAAGAGGAACAUAAUCAAACCACAAAUGAUCAGAUGCCAGAUCAGGAACUCAGACUGAAGGAAGCCAGGAAGGUGCUGUCUGACUGGGCCUGGAACCUCAACACCAGGGAGCAGGAUAAGGUGUGUCUGGGGGAGGAUGUGUGUUCAGUGCUGCAGGACCUGGAGAGACUGUGGAAGAGAGGAACCCUUCCCAGCAUGCUCCCUGUCAUGGACUUCCUCAUCUGGAGUUUGUUGCAGGAACAUACAAAUGAGGGCUCCAUUUCCAAGCAGUGGCUCACAACCAAGCAGAGGUUUGGGAGCAGAGUGACUCUGAAUCACAUUCCUGACUCAGUUUGGGACUGGAUUUCUAAAGCAUCAGAUGACAUCACACUGGAUCCAGAAACAGCAAAUCCAAGCCUCAAAGUGUCCAGGGACAGGAAAAGAGUGAAGAUGGACACCAUCAUUGAGAGUAAACACAACCCCUGGGAUGGAUACAGCAGGACUCCUAGUCAGUACGAUGGGUGGUGGUGUGUUCUGGGAGCACAGGGCUUUACCUCAGGCAGACAUUACUGGGAGGUGGAGGUCAGAGGGAAGAAUGAGUGGAGGAUAGGAGUGGUCAGAGAGUCUGCUCCUCGAAAGGGAUUUGUUAACCUCAACACAACAGCUGGUUACUGGACCCUCCGUCUGCAGCUGGGUCAGCUGAUGGCCAUGACCUCACCAGUCACUAAGCUGGAGCGGUCUGCACCCUGCAGGUUAGGGGUGUUCCUGGAUAUGGAGGAGGGGCAGGUCUCCUUCUAUGAUGCCCAGCAGAAACGUCACAUCUACACCUUUGAUGCUGACCUUGAUGACGCAGGGAAGAUUUACCCCGUGUUUGGCACCAUUGAGACAGACAGGGAGAUAAAGAUUCUGUAAAAUUGUAAUGUCCCUUUUAUCACAUCUGACAGGAAACCACAUAUUUCUACACUUUCCCUCUACUUCCUCAACAUGAGUGUAAGAGAAACCAUCUGUAGAAGUAAACAAACUCAUAUUGUAGCUCCACUCCUGGUGAACAGAACACUUUGUACUGUAGUAAAAGGUCAUGUCACUAUUCAAACAUUGGCAGUAUAUAGGCCUAAUCUCUGUUCUGUUUAUAGACUGAAACUUGGGUGUAGGUUCUGGGAACCACUGAGGUCACCACCCUGAUUGUUAAUAAAUGCAGUGAAGGAUAAUCACAAGGCAGAUAGUUAUGAUGACUGACAGCACCAGUCACUUGCCAUGUUAACAAUGCAGACAAACCUGUCAGAUGACAAGGCAGAAGGGGAAAUGGAGAAACUGCAAAACAACAUGCACAUCAAAUAUGUUCUCAUGUAAUAGACUAGAGCAGGGCUCUUCAAUUAGUUUGGAGCUGGGGCCGGUUCUUGAAACUGAGGCAAAGUCAGGGGCCGGAGGAUAUGAGUAAUCACGGUAACAAAUAAAGAAA
Osmerus eperlanus (European smelt) is the source of this 1938-nucleotide messenger RNA. Its product is annotated as butyrophilin subfamily 3 member A1-like. Gene Ontology annotation, cellular component: cytoplasm. The record is from RefSeq and is a predicted model, not a curated record. Gene Ontology annotation, molecular function: ubiquitin protein ligase activity; protein binding. The transcript has 11 exons. Gene Ontology annotation, biological process: protein ubiquitination. NCBI's taxonomy places the organism in Eukaryota, Metazoa, Chordata, Actinopteri, Osmeriformes, Osmeridae. The coding region runs from base 138 to 1391 and encodes 417 amino acids.